UAACUCAUUCCUCCCUUUCUCCCCUAUACACGAACUGAGCUCGACUUCCCUUCUCUCACUCCAGUCAUUCUUUUCCCUUCGAUGCGGCGCUCAUUUCUGCGAUAACAAUGGAUGGAGACCCGGCUGUGGAGCCUGAGCUUGACUCCUUCAGUUUGACGCUGCCUUUACCUUAUAGAGUUGCUUUGGUUGUAGUGUUAGGCGUGUGGGCUUGGGGCGCAAAUCUGCAUUUUCUAUCACUGCUUAAAAUUGACGUGCCCGCUCUCCUACACUACCCACCACGCACUUCUCCUCGAACAGAUCCUCCACAUCAUCUGUCGACUUAUCGACUCGCCUCACUCCUCACAAUCCCUCUGGCCCUGUCCCUGUUCCUCUUCUGGAUCCUCUCUCACCGAAAUCCGACCCUGGUAAUCUACUACGAUUUCCUCCCAAUAUCCUACCUCUGUGUCCUCUUAGGGCUGUUCCUCCUUCCACUCCGCCGAUUCAGCUCCAGCGGACGGACGCGCUUCCUUACUACCCUCCAACGAGUCUCUAUUGGGGGUCUCGCCCAAGCUCAUGACGGGAAAUUUGGCGAUAUUCUGUUGGCAGAUGUAUUAACAUCUUACGCCAAAAUCAUAGCAGAUCUUUUCGUCUCACUAUGCAUGUUUUUCCGUCCAGACGGUUCCGCAACGAGAAGACCAGAUAGAGGAUGUGGAGGCCAAUAUCUGGUUCCUAUCAUUAUAGCGAUCCCUUCAUUGAUCCGGUUGCGACAGUGCUUGAUCGAAUACGUCCGAGUACGAGCUUUAAAUGCUAGGAAUGGAGGCACAAUAGGACAUCACGGAUGGGGAGGCCAACAUCUUGCCAACGCCCUGAAAUACGCAUCCGCUUUCCCAGUCAUCCUCUUCUCUGCUCUCCAACGAAACCUAUCCAUGAACCACGCCAACAUAGGCCUCACAGAAGUAUCCCUCUACCGCUGCUGGGUCAUAGCCGUAUUCGUCAACUCUUUCUACUCCUUCUACUGGGACGUAGCCAAAGACUGGGACCUAACCCUCUUCUCCUCCCUCUGGUCUCGCAUCCAUCCCUCCUCAAGAACAGCCUACACGCCCCUAAACUCCCACUCCUCCUCCUCUUCAACCUCCGCUUCCCAUCCCCAAACCAACCAACCCUUCGGUCUCCGUCCGCGUCUCUACCUCGUCUCUUCCACCGUCUACUACACAGUCAUCACCCUCGACCUCCUGCUCCGCUGCACGUGGUCCCUCAAGCUGUCCCCGCACCUAGACCACUUCGCCGAUUUCGAGUCCGGCAUCUUCCUCAUGGAGUUUCUGGAAGUGGGGCGCAGGUGGAUAUGGAUCUUCUUCCGCGUGGAGACGGAAUGGGUGCGGAAUACGGGGUCGGGCGGUGGGAGUGGUAGUGGGGGUCUGCUGGGAAUGGGGAUGGGGAUCGAGGAUGGGGUUUUGUUGGGGGAUAUGUAUGGGAAGGAUGAUGAGGAUGAUUGAUGGAAGGGAUCCUGAUGAACAUUUAUGUGAGUCGGGUAUUUGAUGGUUGUGACUUGGAAAAGCACCUACAAAUAAAUGAUGGUGGGGGAGUGAAGAUGUCGAUUCGUGAGGAUGGUGUACGAUAUGGAUGUUCUUCAGAUGUGGAGCAUUGAGAAUAGUAGGUGGAAGAUUCUCGAAAUCAUCCCAAACAGAGGGGAAAUCGUUGUAGAACAAGGUGUUGGCAUGGAAGGCGUUGAUCUAUAUACCACCUAGAAAGUUGAAUUGUAUUAAAUCGCAAAUCUGGACAAUUGAAAUCGAUAGACCCCGGGACAUUUCAAAAUAGAAUGACAAACUUGUCAAGAAAAGGGUAACAAGGGUAC
This is a messenger RNA of Mollisia scopiformis, 1831 nucleotides long. RefSeq names its product protein-ER retention protein-like protein. The coding region runs from base 108 to 1472 and encodes 454 amino acids. The record is from RefSeq and is a predicted model, not a curated record. Lineage: Eukaryota; Fungi; Ascomycota; Leotiomycetes; Helotiales; Mollisiaceae. The transcript has 3 exons. Gene Ontology annotation, cellular component: cytoplasm; membrane.